Molecule: messenger RNA, 321 nt
Organism: Aspergillus melleus
Lineage: Eukaryota; Fungi; Ascomycota; Eurotiomycetes; Eurotiales; Aspergillaceae
Product: 50S ribosomal protein L36
Exons: 2
Coding region: 1-321 (106 amino acids)
Biological process (GO): translation
Cellular component (GO): ribosome
Molecular function (GO): structural constituent of ribosome
Source: RefSeq, a predicted model, not a curated record
AUGUCUCCUCUACGCUCCAUCCUCAAUUCCUCGACCGGCGCUCUCCGACACUUCCUCCCCUCGCUGACCCGCCAGUCCUGGGCCCGGGGCAUCCUCUCGUCCCGGCCGUUCUCGCAGCUAGCUAAGUUCUCGAUCGGUAAUGGCUUGCGGGCUUUGCGGGAUGGUGCAGGAGCGCAGCAGAGCUCGAAUCUCGGCGUGGUAGGGUCGACGGUGCGGCAGAUUGAACAGGUGCGGGGGAUGAAGACCCGGUCGUCGGUGAAGAGGCUGUGUGAUGGGUGUAAGCCCGUCCGGAGAAAGAACAGAGUUUACAUCAUUUGGUGA